AUGUCUCUAUCGUUUAGUCUUCCUACAAUCAAAAUCAGUGGCUAUGCUGAAGGUCGAGAAGACUCUUUCGUCCACGAUGUUCUGAGUCCCCUCCUUGACGUUACUUUCUGUAGUGAUAUCAACAUAAAGCAUUCUGGGCAUGAAGACAUAAAGCCCGAUUUUGGCAUUUACGCCAAUGGAUUGUCACACAGAUUUGUUGUUUUGGUCGCUGAGGUUAAACCUAUCGAAGGCCGUCAAAAGCUGGAGAAUGACAAGGUCAAAAUUGGAAAAGAGAUGAAAAUUAUGAUGAAUGAGUUGUUUGAUGUCGGGAUCCAUGAUCCAGUAGUCUUCGGAAUCUUGGUCAUGGAUGACCAUUUAUACACUUAUGCAAUGCAUCUUGGUGGGCCCAAGGCAUACAUCUCGACUGAACUUUCAUCCACCUCAGUGACCAAGUCAUCGGGCAAUCUUGUCUUAAUUCUAUCCAUUAUAUCUAAACUUGAUUUGUCUAUCGUUAUGGCAGAAAAAAUUCAUGACCACGCUAAGGCAAUUAGAGAUGGAAAGGCACAUAAAAAAAGUUCAGUUCCAAAAACUUGGCUAAGCAAGAAGUCAUAUAGAAUUGAAAGAAAUAACAAUGAAACGAAACACAAUUAA
Messenger RNA from Mucor mucedo, 630 nucleotides. RefSeq lists its product as uncharacterized. Lineage: Eukaryota; Fungi; Mucoromycota; Mucoromycetes; Mucorales; Mucoraceae. The transcript has 3 exons. Bases 1 to 630 code for a protein of 209 amino acids. The record is from RefSeq and is a predicted model, not a curated record.